Messenger RNA from Varanus komodoensis (Komodo dragon), 1299 nucleotides. It is a transcript of the gene CHRNA3, whose product is annotated as cholinergic receptor nicotinic alpha 3 subunit. The record is from RefSeq and is a predicted model, not a curated record. The transcript has 4 exons. Gene Ontology annotation, molecular function: acetylcholine-gated monoatomic cation-selective channel activity; transmembrane signaling receptor activity. Bases 16 to 1299 code for a protein of 427 amino acids. NCBI's taxonomy places the organism in Eukaryota, Metazoa, Chordata, Lepidosauria, Squamata, Varanidae. Gene Ontology annotation, biological process: chemical synaptic transmission; nervous system process; monoatomic ion transmembrane transport. Gene Ontology annotation, cellular component: synapse; neuron projection; postsynaptic membrane.
GAAGUGAACCAAAUAAUGGAGACCAAUCUGUGGCUGAGACACAUGUGGAACGAUUACAAGCUCAAGUGGAAUCCUGAGCAGUAUGGAGGCGUCGAAUGCAUCCGCGUGCCAUCGCAAAAGAUCUGGAAACCAGACAUCGUGUUAUAUAAUAAUGCUGUUGGGGACUUCCAGGUGGACGACAAAACAAAGGCCUUGCUGAAUUACACUGGAAACGUCACUUGGAUGCCACCGGCUAUAUUUAAGAGCUCGUGCAAAAUAGACGUGACCUACUUCCCCUUUGAUUACCAGAACUGCACCAUGAAGUUUGGCUCCUGGUCUUACGACAAAGCCGAGAUCGACCUGGUCUUGGUCGGUUCCACCAUGAACCUCAAGGAAUACUGGGAAAGCGGAGAGUGGGCCAUCAUUAAAGCCCCGGGCUACAAGCACGACAUCAAGUACAACUGCUGCGAAGCUGUCUACACGGAUAUCACCUAUUCCCUUUACAUCCGGCGGCUUCCCUUGUUCUACACCAUCAACCUGAUCAUUCCCUGCCUGCUGAUCUCCUUCUUAACUGUCUUGGUGUUUUACCUCCCUUCGGACUGCGGGGAGAAGGUCACCCUGUGCAUAUCCGUCCUCUUAUCCUUGACCGUCUUCCUCCUGGUCAUCACGGAGACCAUUCCUUCCACCUCCCUGGUGAUCCCGCUGAUUGGGGAGUACCUGCUCUUCACCAUGAUCUUCGUCACCCUCUCCAUCGUCAUCACAGUGUUCGUGCUUAACGUGCACUACAGAACUCCCAGAACGCACACCAUGCCCGCCUGGGUGAAAACCAUCUUCUUAGGUGUGCUCCCGAGGAUCAUGUUUAUGACCAGGCCGGUCAGCGAGGAAGAGGAGGACGAGGGCCUGAAGCCGAAGCCGCCCAGCAGCACUGAGAUCCCCCGCUUCAACUGCUUUGGCGCCCCGGAAAAGCUGUGCCCCAAGGGCGACUUCCCAUGCCAGGACGCCGUGUGCUGCUACUGCCAACACCAACACAUACAAUAUAUCAAAGUGAACGGCAACCUGACCCAGAGCUCCAGCUGCGAAUCCGUAGAUGCUCUCGUCUCGUCUUCGGUCAUAUCGUCGGAAAUGAGAGAUGCAAUCGAGAGCGUUAAAUACAUCGCCGAAAACAUGAGACUGCAGAACGAAGCCAAAGAGACUCAAGAUGACUGGAAGUACGUUGCCAUGGUGAUUGACCGGAUCUUCCUGUGGGUGUUUAUUCUUGUAUGCAUUCUGGGGACGGCUGGUUUAUUUUUGCAACCAUUGAUGGUUGGAGAUGACGUGUAG